This is a messenger RNA of Acromyrmex echinatior (Panamanian leafcutter ant), 6777 nucleotides long. It is a transcript of the gene l(3)72Ab, whose product is annotated as U5 small nuclear ribonucleoprotein l(3)72Ab. Gene Ontology annotation, molecular function: nucleic acid binding; DNA helicase activity; ATP hydrolysis activity. Gene Ontology annotation, biological process: resolution of meiotic recombination intermediates. The record is from RefSeq and is a predicted model, not a curated record. Gene Ontology annotation, cellular component: nucleus. Lineage: Eukaryota; Metazoa; Arthropoda; Insecta; Hymenoptera; Formicidae.
AGCGCUCAGUGCAGGUCGUACUGAACUAACUGAACGCAUCUAAUAAACAAGUCAUGGCGGACGCUGCUGCACGUCAAUUACAAUACGAGUAUAAAGCGAAUUCCAAUCUCGUUUUACAAGCUGAUGUCCGAUUAAUAGAAAGACGCAGCCGAGAUGAAGCCACCGGUGAGGUUAUGUCUCUUGUGGGAAAAUUGGAUGGUACUCGUAUGGGUGAUAGAGCCCAGCGUACCAAACCUGGAAAAGCAGAAGAGAGAAAAGUCAAACGACAAAAACGUGAUGAAGCACAAUAUGACUUCACUCGUAUGAAAGGAGCAACCUUAUUAUCUGAAGGUGUGGAUGAAAUGGUUGGUAUUGUAUAUCGUCCAAAAACACAAGAGACACGUCAAACUUACGAAGUAUUACUCAGUUUCAUACAAGAAGCUUUGGGUGACCAACCACGUGAUAUUCUUUGCGGUGCAGCUGACGAAGUACUAGCUGUAUUAAAAAAUGAUCGACUUAAAGAGAAAGAAAAGAAAAAAGAAACUGAACUUUUACUUGGUUUAUUAGCAGAAGAAAGAUUUGCACUGCUUGUAAAUCUUGGUAAGAAGAUUACGGAUUUUGGUAGCGACGAAAAAAGUACAACAAACGAUGAAAAUAUUGACGAAACAUAUGGGAUCAAUGUACAGUUUGAAGAGAGUAGCGAAGAAGAUGAUGAAGAUGUAUAUGGAGAAGUACGAGAAAAUGAAGAUGAAGGUGAUGAAGGUGAAGAAGCUAAUGAUGACAGAGCUAUUCAUGCAGAAAACCUGGGUGGAACAGAAGAAAUGAAGAAAGAAAAACCAUUACAUCCAUUAGACAUUGAUGCAUAUUGGUUGCAAAGAAGAUUAAGUAGGAUAUAUGAUGAUGCCAUGGUAUCGCAAGCGAGAGCUGCUGAAGUACUAGCUGUCUUGAAAGAUGCCAUAGACGAUCGUGAAUGCGAAAAUCAGCUUGUGCUUUUAUUAGGUUAUGAUUGCUUUGAUUUCAUUAAACAGCUUAAAAAAUACAGACAUACAGUUGCAUACUGUACGAUGUUAGCCUCAUCGCAGUCCGAAUCAGAAAGACAAAAAAUCCGAAACAAAAUGAAUGAUGACCCAGUGCUUGCCAAAAUCUUGCGCCAAUUAGAUACAGGUAAAGGUGAAGAUGACGCUGAUGAGACAAUGGAAGCGAGAUCCCAGCGCAAAAGACGAGAAGAGAAUGAGGAUACUGGAGGACCUGGAGGACAAGUUCAAGGUACAAGAAACUUGAUAGAUUUGGAGGAUCUUAUAUUUGCUCAGGGAAGUCAUUUCAUGGCUAACAAGCGUUGCCAAUUACCUGACGGAAGUUUCCGAAAACAGCGGAAAGGAUAUGAAGAAGUUCACGUUCCUGCUUUAAAACCGAAACCAUUUGCAGAUAAUGAAAAACUGCAUCCAAUUGAGCAAUUACCUAAAUAUGUGCAACCUGCUUUUGAUGGUUUCAAGACGCUAAAUCGUAUACAAAGUCGCUUAUAUCAGACAGCAUUGGAGAGCGAUGAGAAUCUACUCCUGUGUGCUCCAACAGGAGCUGGUAAAACCAAUGUAGCUUUGCUGUGCAUGAUGCGAGAAAUUGGAAGACACAUAAACGCUGAUGGUACAAUCAAUGCAGAUGAAUUCAAAGUAAUUUAUGUUGCUCCGAUGCGUUCGCUGGUGCAAGAAAUGGUCGGCAAUUUCCGCAAGCGAUUGUCAACAUAUAAUCUGACUGUUUCCGAAUUGACGGGUGAUCAUCAAUUAACGCGAGAACAAAUUGCCGCUACUCAAGUUAUAGUAUGUACCCCGGAAAAAUGGGAUAUUAUAACAAGAAAGGGUGGCGAAAAAACUUUCACAUCAUUAGUACGAUUGAUUAUUAUCGACGAGAUUCAUUUAUUGCAUGAUGAAAGAGGUCCUGUUCUGGAAGCAUUGGUCGCAAGGACGAUACGAAACAUCGAAACUACUCAAGAAGAUGUGCGUCUUGUUGGUUUAUCGGCUACAUUACCCAAUUACCAAGACGUUGCAGCAUUUUUGCGUAUUAAACCGGAGACAGGACUAUUCUAUUUUGACAAUAGUUUCCGGCCUGUAGCUUUAGAACAGCAGUAUAUUGGCGUUACUGAGAAAAAAGCAUUGAAGCGUUUCCAAGUAAUGAAUGAGAUCGUCUAUGAAAAGACCAUGGAACACGCUGGCAGAAAUCAAGUACUAAUAUUUGUACACUCACGUAAGGAAACCGGAAAAACAGCACGUGCUAUUCGAGACAUGUGCCUGGAGAAAGAUACUUUAGGUCAAUUUCUUAGGGAAGGUUCCGCGUCGAUGGAGGUUUUAAGAACAGAAGCAGAGCAAGUAAAAAAUCAAGAGCUUAAAGAUCUGCUACCAUAUGGUUUUGCGAUUCAUCACGCCGGUAUGACUCGUGUGGAUCGUACGCUAGUGGAGGAUCUCUUCGCCGAUAGACACAUACAAGUUCUCGUAUCUACAGCGACUUUAGCUUGGGGUGUCAAUUUGCCGGCUCAUACAGUUAUUAUCAAGGGUACUCAGGUGUAUAACCCGGAGAAAGGUAGAUGGGUAGAGCUGGGCGCUUUAGACGUACUGCAAAUGUUAGGACGAGCCGGUCGACCGCAGUACGAUACUAAAGGCGAAGGUAUCCUUAUCACAAAUCACAGCGAGCUGCAAUAUUAUCUGUCGCUUUUAAAUCAGCAAUUACCCAUUGAAUCCCAAUUAAUCAGUAAGAUGUCCGAUAUGUUGAAUGCGGAAGUAGUGCUAGGAACGAUUCAGAAUAUCAGAGAUGCAGUUACCUGGCUUGGCUAUACUUAUCUUUACAUUAGAAUGCUUCGUUGUUCCAAUCUAUAUGGGAUAAGUCAUGACAAAUUGAAACAAGAUCCUUUAUUAGAGCUCCAUAGAGCUGAUCUAAUUCAUUCAGCUGCAGUCGGAUUGGAUCGUAGUGGUUUAAUCAAGUACGAUCGCAAAUCUGGCAAUUUUCAGGCGACCGAAUUGGGUAGAAUAGCAUCUCAUUAUUAUUGCACUCACGAAACGAUGUCUACAUAUAAUCAGUUGCUAAAGCGCACGUUGAGCGAGAUAGAAUUGUUCCGGGUGUUUUCACUCUCGAGCGAGUUCAAAAAUAUAAAUGUCAGGGAGGAAGAAAAACUAGAGCUGCAAAAACUGAUGAAUGUGCUAUUGCAAGCAUACAUCUCGCAGUUGAAACUUGAAGGAUUCGCUCUUAUGUCUGAUAUGGUAUUUGUGACGCAAUCCGCCUCACGUCUCAUGAGAGCUAUCUUUGAGAUAGUUCUGUUCCGUGGGUGGGCACAAUUAGCAGAUAAAUGUCUAUCUAUCUGUAAGAUGAUCGAUCGCAGGAUGUGGCAAUCAAUGUCGCCACUCAGACAAUUCCGUAAGAUGCCGGAAGAGAUUGUGAAGAAGAUCGAGAAGAAGAACUUUCCAUGGGAGAGGCUGUACGAUCUGGGACCCAAUGAGAUUGGCGAAUUGAUCCGCGUGCCGAAACUAGGCAAAACCAUUCACAAAUACGUCCAUCAAUUUCCAAAGCUAGGUUUGUCCACACAUAUCCAACCGAUUACGCGUUCCACUCUAAGAGUUGUGCUGACUAUCACACCGGAUUUCCAAUGGGAUGAGAAAGUUCACGGUAUGUCGGAAGCGUUUUGGAUCUUAGUCGAAGACGUAGAUUCGGAGGUAAUUUUGCAUCACGAAUAUUUCUUAUUGAAGGCCAAAUACGCAGCUGAUGAACAUGUAAUUAAAUUCUUUGUGCCAGUCUUUGAGCCUUUGCCACCACAAUACUUCUUGCGCGUUGUAUCCGAUCGGUGGAUUGGGGCGGAGACACAAUUGCCUGUAAGCUUUCGACAUCUGAUAUUGCCUGAAAAAAAUCUUCCGCCUACGGAAUUGCUGGAUUUGCAGGCGCUGCCGAUAACAGCGUUGCGAAAUGCUAAAUUCGAGAAUAUCUAUUCUGCUUUUCCACAGUUUAAUCCAAUUCAGACGCAAGUAUUCAACGCAAUUUAUAAUUCCGACGAUAAUGUAUUUGUUGGAGCACCCACAGGUUCAGGAAAAACGACCAUUGCGGAAUUUGCAGUGCUAAGAUUAUUGACGCAGAAUCCAGAAGGACGGUGUGUAUAUAUGGUUAGCAAAGAGGCUUUAGCUGAAUUGGUCUAUGCUGAUUGGGCAGCAAAAUUUGGUCAACAGUUAGGAAGAAAAGUUGUCCUAUUGAGCGGCGAAACAGGAACGGAUUUGAAGCUACUUGCCAAAGGACAGAUCAUUAUCACCACGGCGGAUAAAUGGGACGUUUUAUCACGUAGAUGGAAGCAACGAAAAAAUGUCCAAAACAUCCAGCUCUUUAUCGUGGAUGAAUUGCAGUUGAUUGGUGGUGAAGAAGGCCCUGUGCUAGAAGUUGCAUGUUCGCGAGCACGUUACAUUUCUUCGCAGCUUGACAAACCUACUAGAAUAAUAGCAUUAUCGGCCUCAUUAGCUGAUGCCAAAGACGCAGCACAGUGGUUGGGUGCACCGGCAGCUGCAACCUUUAAUUUUCACCCUACUGUGCGACCAGUACCUUUGGAAUUGCACGUGCAAGGUAUAAAUGUCACCCAUAACGCGUCAAGAUUAGCUGCCAUGGCAAAACCAGUAUAUAACGCAAUUCUUCGACACGCUGCACACAAACCGGUGAUCGUAUUUGUACCCACUCGUCGACAAGCGAGAUUAACAGCCAUCGACUUGCUGACAUUCACGGCGGCUGAGGGUCAACCCUCGAGAUUCUUUCACGCGGAAGAGGCUGACAUUAAACCAUUUCUCGAUCGAAUGAGUGACAAAACGCUGAAGGAAACUUUGUCGCAAGGUGUAGCUUAUCUUCACGAGGGUUUAUCGGCCGACGAUCGUCGUUUAGUUGAGCAAUUAUUUGACAGUGGAGCCAUCCAAGUUGCGGUCGCCACGAGGGAUCUCUGUUGGGGUUUAUCUAUCAGCUCCCAUCUUGUCGUAGUCAUGGAUACACAGUGCUAUAAUGGCAAGACACAUGCCUACGAGGAUUAUCCAAUCACAGACGUUCUGCAGAUGGUAGCGCGAGCUAAUCGUCCGUUAGAAGAUGAGGACGCCAAAUGCGUACUGUUGUGUCAAAGCUCAAAAAAAGAUUUUUUUAAGAAGUUUUUGAAUGAACCAUUACCGGUAGAGAGUCACUUGGAUCGCCGGUUGCAUGAUCACUUCAACGCGGAGAUUGUGACGAAGACGAUCGAGAACAAACAAGACGCGGUUGAUUACCUCACGUGGACUUUCCUGUAUCGACGACUCACUCAAAAUCCUAAUUACUAUGGCCUGCAAGGUGUCACACAUCGGCACCUCUCAGAUCAUCUAUCUGAGCUGGUCGAGAGCACGUUGACUGAUUUAGAACAAGCCAAAUGUGUCGCCGUGGAAGAUGAAAUGGAUACCUUGCCUCUUAACCUUGGAAUGAUUGCUGCUUAUUACUAUAUCAAUUACGCUACUAUCGAAUUGUUCAGUCUGUCUCUUAAUAACAAGACGAAGAUCAGAGGUUUGCUAGAAAUUAUUUCAGCGGCUGCUGAGUAUGAGAGCGUUCCAGUGCGACAAAGAGAAGAAAAUUUACUGAGAAGUUUGGCUGCACGUUUACCUCAUGCUCCACAAGCUGCUAGAAUGGCCGAUCCUCAUGUGAAGGCGCAACUUCUUCUGCAAGCUCAUUUAUCGAGGAUACAGUUAGGCCCAGAAUUACAAAAGGAUACUGAACUGGUGUUGAGCAAGGCCGUAAGAUUGAUACAAGCUUGUGUCGAUGUCUUGAGUUCUUCUGGAUGGUUAGCACCUGCCGUUGCCGCUAUGGAACUUGCGCAGAUGGUGACGCAAGCGAUGUGGUCCAAAGAUUCUUAUUUGAAACAACUGCCGCAUUUUACAGCAGAGACCAUCAAGCGCUGCACCGACAAGGGCGUGGAAACUGUAUUUGAUGUCAUGGAACUUGAAGAUGACGAUCGAAAUCGGUUAUUACAGUUAACGGAUGCGCAGAUGGCAGAUGUGGCCAAAUUCUGCAACCGAUAUCCUAAUAUUGAGAUGUCGUAUGAAGUACAGGAGAAAGACAAAUUGCACAGUGGCGGCACGGUAAAUGUGAUUGUACAACUGGAACGGGAAGAUGAGGUAAUCGGGCCGGUAGUCGCGCCGUUUUUCCCGCAAAAACGUGAGGAAGGUUGGUGGGUAGUGAUUGGCGACCCGAAGAGCAACUCCUUGCUCUCUAUCAAACGUUUGACGUUACAACAGAAAGCAAAGAUCAAGUUGGAUUUUGUCGCUCCUGCACCCGGUCAGCAUUCCUAUACUUUGUACUUUAUGAGUGAUGCUUAUCUUGGUUGCGAUCAAGAAUACAAGUUUAUCAUCAACGUCGGAGAAUACGAAUCGGAUGCUAGUUCCGGUUCAGAUUCUGAUUGAAAUCAUUAAACUUAAUAUGCUCCAUAGUAUACUAUUUUUUUUGUACCAUAUGUAGGUAUGUCAAAAGUAUUACGAUAUCAUACAAUAUUUUUUUUUAUCUGUUAACAGUAUCAGAGUAAUCUGUACUAGUAGUAAUUAUAAUUUCCUUUAUUCUAUAAAUUCAAUUUCAAAUAUUUUAAUUGUCUUUCCAUUGUCGUCCUUAUUCUAACAUAUAUGUGAAAUAAAAAAAUUGUACGUCUCAUUUUUUGUUUUCCUAUUUUUUGUGAUCCAAUGGUGAAAGGAGGAAUGGUAAGAAAGAGAGGAAGGAGGAAGAAAGAAUUAUACAAUUGUAAUGUAAUAAAGAUAUAAAUUAUCGUUAUUGAUAUAAUCUCUUUGA